Molecule: messenger RNA, 3919 nt
Organism: Linum trigynum
Lineage: Eukaryota; Viridiplantae; Streptophyta; Magnoliopsida; Malpighiales; Linaceae
Source: the annotation of a GenBank genome assembly
CCUUGAGAAAAACUCGGUCGAGGGCACGACCGUGCUUUGGUUUUGCCCCGUGUUAAAAACACGCCCGCGUCGUCCAAAACACGGUCGUGCCUAAAUAUGGACACAGCCGUGUUUUGCUUUAGGCCAGCCCGUGUUUUGCUUUUCCAUCAGGUCAGCUCUCGGCAAUAAAAACACCGGCGUGCUUGUUUGUGUACGUGACCGUGUUUUGGUUUAGGCCAGCCCGUGCUUUGGCCCCAGCUCCACCGAAUGACUUCCAAAUUCCCCGAAACUCAUGCUUAGCCUUUCCUUCGACGUCUGGGACCUGAAAUAUGACAAAGCAGCACAACCCGACGUAAAAUGGGCAAAAAAUACACGACUACUAGCCGCAAACGGAUAAGAACUAAGGGUGCAAACAUGUGCAAAUACAUCAUUAUCAAUAAUCGAUUGAAGUGUUUUGAUUGAGUCAAUUGAAGUCUGAUCAUCUUUUAUUGAUUUCUGCUGCAACCUGAGAUAGAUAGAAUCUGAUUAGGUUGUUAGAGCUUCUUCAAUCGGUAGUAGUGAAUCGAUUAUACGAGAGUUAGUCGAUUCACUGCUUUGUACAGGAAUCUAAUUCCAGUAGUGGAGUUCUGUGUUCAUUGCCUCAGCAUUCUAUCCCGGUGAAGACUAGUCGUCUGCCGGGUAGUUUGACUGAGAGGGCUUGGUCAGCUUAAGAGAUUCCAAGCUACUGUCGGAUCUUCCGCAGUAUAAUCAACAGUAAAGCAACCAAAAGUAAUUACAGCUUAGACCUAACUAAGGAGCUAGGGGGAAUCAUUCUCGAGUGACUCUUCCUUUGCUUUAGAAAACCGAACCAUUUCCUGCUUUCUUACUGCUUUUACUUAAAUCAAUAAUCACUUAACUUAGUUUGCUAGAUAACAGAUAUACACGGAGUAGGCAGUAGAUCUAGACCCCGGGUUGACAAUUAGAGCUUGCCUGUUACUGCAUUUCCGGACUGCGAUUACACUUGGUCGAAGUUUGGUGUUGUGUUUUAGCGUGUCAAGUUUUUGGCGCCGUUGCCGGGGACCUCUAGGUUAUUGUAGAAACGUGAAAGUCUGUUACUUUAGUUUCUUUUCUUUUCUUUUCCACCCUUGCUUUUCACUUGGGUGUUAUGUUUUUGUUGGUGCAGAUCUGAAACAUGGAUCCUCAUGGCUGCUCCAACCAUUGGGGGUAUCAACCACCAUCUGUGUGGUAUUACCCCGAGACUUCCUGGAGCAACCAAGGAGGAGAAGACUAUGGAUUUGGAUGUCAGUACCAACCCCCCUACUACGGAGAACAACUAAACCCUUGGGAAACUCAAGAACAAUAUCCUUUUCAAGAAGAGUUCCUGCCACAACCAGAGGGGCCAUCUGAGUUAAAUUUAUCCAUGGAGGCCUUCACGGGCCACUCUGCAAAGCCAUGCUACACUUCACUAGAAGAUCCGAACAAACAAUUAAGGCUUCUCGUGGAGUAGUUUGCUCGAGAUACUGAGAGAUCAUGCUCCAAGAUGGAUCUUCAAAUCCAAGCCCUUGCCCCUUCCGAUCCCUCAUUUCUCCAUGAAAUGGAGGAAACUGUUCAGUGCUCAGCGAAGCAAACAGAGUGGGUGGAGAAAGUUUGCUCACAUCCUGCUCAAGAUCACCUUUCUGCUACCACGCUAGAAGAGGUGGAGGAUGACAAAGGAUACGGGGACGUUGAGGAGCAUACAGAAGUUAUCACAGAGAACUCCCAUGAUAAUCAUGAUCAGGAAAGUCCUCUGGUUGUAGAUCACACCUUUCCUCAUUUCUGCUCUAACAUGGUGGGCCCGAGCGAGGAGAUGCAAGAUGAUCUCAUUGAAGAAAUUACAUGGCGACUUGCUCUCCAAUUUGUGCUAGAAGAAGAAGAGCGAGAAAGGGUGAGGGAAGAAUUUGUGGAGGACGAGGAAGAAAGCAAAGAAGAGGAAGUUCUUGAUCUUUUCCAAGGGGAGAAAUCACAUUCUGAUGAAGGAAGGGGGGGGGGGGGGUUAAAGAAGCAUGUGGUGUCCAGGCUGAGGAUGAAGUUGAGGUGGAAGAGGCAUGCACCGGCCAUGAGUUACAUAUGAUAUCUCCACCAAACUUCGAGGAGCUGCUUGGCAAGGACCCAUUUGCAGUGUCUCUUUGCUAGACCAAGAUCAAAUCAACAUCGAUCCCUCUUGGUGGAUGCGAUGGUGGUCAAUCGAAUAUAUCUUAUCUGGUUUGGGGCAAUGAGACAAGAGCAGACGCGAAGGAGAGGUCUCGAGAGUGGAGACUUCAUCUUCAUCAAGGCCACGAGCCAUCUUCAUCACCUAUCACAUCACAUGCUCGUGACUUGAGACUCCACAUCAUCGACGAGAACCUCAACUUCAAGGAGGUUUUGGGGUGGACCGAAAAUUAGGAGCCACCGUCCAGCUUAGAUGUAAAAGAAGCGCUUGUGGGGAGGCAACCCCACCAAGGUUUGUUUUUCUGUCUUUUUUUCCGGCUUGUCCACUUGGAACUAUGGUUUCUAUCACCCAGUGUGUUUUGCUGAUGCUAGCCCCACUGACUGGUCCACUUUCAGUCCCCCGACAGUCUUUCCUUCCGGUAACAUCGUUCCCCUUAUCUCUCCCUCUGCUCCAUUGAGGGCAAUGUCGUGUUUUAAGUGUGUGUGUGGGGGGGGGGGGGGCUUUGUAUCGGUUGAAAUCUAUAUAUGUGUGCUUGGAGCCUAGUCCGCUGUCCAAAUCUCGAGAUUUGAGGGCUCCAAGUACUGAGGUUUGCAUGAUUAUAUUGGCACUGUGGAUUUGAUUGGUGAAUCGAAUGGCUUUCGAAUUAUUGCAUGACAACUUGAUUGUAACUAGAACAACCUAUGAUGAUGGCUGAGAUGUGCAGUAGAAUUGUGUAGGGGUUUAGCUUUUUUUGGACAGUUUGCUUACCAACUGUGACUUGGAUUGAUCACUUACUCUUGAUAGUCGUUUAUGCAUCUAGUUCAGGGAAUCAUAAUGAGAGAUAGGGCAUAUAGGUAUCCAUGUGAGAUUUGAGCCUGCUCGUUUCUUUCUUGUGCGAUAGUCCCCUCUUCCAUGAUGUGUAGCAUUCACGUUGUCACUAGCUAAGAUGAUUGAGGCAUAGGAUUAGCCCACGACCAAAUUGACUAUCCUGGUGUGUCAUACCCCCUAGUCAGCCCUUUGAGCCGUGUACUUUUCUUCCUUUCGGUCUACAAUGGAAAAUCACCCUUUUGCAUCUUUUAGAAGGUUCCACAGAGUGGUUUUUGCAUGUUCUCUGGUGUUUCUGCUAAAUAUAAUGUGAGGGUUGGAGGUAGUUCUUAAAAGAAAAGUUGGGCAUGUGUUUGAAAAAUGUGCAUAGGUGGUGGUUCUCUCAAGAAAUGAAAAAAAAAAGAAAAAAAAAAUAAUGAAAGCAAAAGAGAGCCACCACCACAAAAUCUGAAUAGUGCCCAUUAAGUAGUGUUUCUUAGCAGCCUGGCUUGGAAAUACUAAUAUUUAUGUGACCUCGUUCGCUCUUGUGCUCUAAAGAAUUUGAGUAAUGCAGAAUGGCAGAAAGAAAGUAAGUGGUUUGAUUGACUGUGAUUGUGUUGGGUUGGGAAAUGUGGAACCUUGUGCUAUGAAUACUUACACCACCUAAAAGGCCUUUUCCUCAUGUCCUUCACGUUGUCACUAGCUAAGAUGAUGGAGGCAUAGGAUUAGCCCACGACCAAAUUGAUUGUCCUGGUGUGUCAUACCCCCUAGUCAGCCCUUUGAGCCGUGUACUUUUCUUCCUUUCGGUCUACAAUGGAAAAUCACCCUUUUGCAUCUUUUAGAAGGUUCCACAGAGUGGUUUUUGCAUGUUCUCUGGUGUUUCUGCUAAAUAUAAUGUGGGGUUGGAGGUAGUUCUUAAAAAAAAAUUUGGGCAUGUGUUUGAAAAAUGUGCAUAGGUGGUGGUUCUCUCAAGAAAUGAAAAAAAAAGAA